UUGUUUACUUCUAUCUCAUAAAGGAAAUACGUGCAGUAAACAGAAAGAAAAAGAAAAGAAAUAACAUAUAGAAAUGAAAAGUCAAUUUUCAAAGUUAAUCUAUCCUCGUGACCGAUCAAAAUUAUACAAAUUCUUCUUUGAAAUUGACGAUUAAGAAGAGGAUUGUUUGUUUGUUUUGUUUCUUUUGAAACUUACUUACUUAAUGUUAAUCGGUUAAUAUCGAUACAACCGAUAUAAGGAAUUAAAGAGAUUAACUAUAAUUACAAGUGGAAAAUUAUAUUCAACGAUGGAUAGCAAAAGUGAUGAAGAAUCGGCACCAACUUCAGCCGAAUUGGAUGCCAUGAAACGUAGAAACAGAUCGAGAUCGGUUUGCGUACCUAUGCUUUCUUCAUCUCAACUAAGACAUCUUCAUCGAAGGGCCAGUCAUCAUGCAUCCACAACGGAUGCUAUAUCGAGGAGAGGUGUAUUAUCGAGACGAUGCUAUGGAAGUGUCGAGAUGUUACCACAAAUCGAGCAAGAUGGUACAGACAAUGGUAGAAGAUUUCGAAUGGAAAACGGUGAUUCUCCAGGCGAGAAAGAAGAAAUGUUCGGUUCACCUAAUAUACCGAUAUUGGAAAAUCCGGAAUAUCAAACGCGAUGGUACUUCAAAUACUUUCUGGGCAAACUGCAUCAAAAUUACGUGACUUCGGAUCACGAAAGGAAUCCACUAUUUCUUUCGGUGGUUAUGAGCGAGGGUGGCGAUCAAUGCGUAUCCCAUUAUAGGGUUAUUUUAUGGAGACGAACGGGUGCACAAAGGAUAUCUCUGCCAUUUUCGGCUAACAAGACCAUGACAAUCAGGCAAAUCCUGAGCAACUUUUUCGGCCUGGAAAAACUCGAUAAAGCACCCCGCGAAGUUUUGUCACCCGAAUUACAAAAGGAUUUACUAUUGCUGGAGGAACAAGAGGGAUCCGUCAAUUUCAAGUUCGGUGUUAUAUACGCAAAAGAGGGCCAGACUACCGACGAUGAGAUGUUAUCGAACGAAAGUGGCAGCCCCGGUUUCGAGAAGUUCCUCGAUAUUCUUGGUGAGAAGAUACGACUGAGGGGUUGGGACAAGUAUCGUGGCGGCCUCGAUGUUAAAGGUGACAUGACUGGUAGAGAAAGCGUUUACACGAUAUAUGCCGGUCACGAAGUGAUGUAUCACGUCAGCACAAUGCUACCUUACUCGAAAGACAAUCCCCAACAACUCGAGAGAAAAAGGCACAUCGGUAAUGACAUUGUCAACAUUAUUUAUAUCGAUGAUCCAGCAGCCGUUGACAAUUUCAAUCCUAAUUGCAUAAGGAGCCAAUUUACUCACGUGUUUGCUGUGGUAUCAGCAUUGGGAGUUCUUAAAGGUUGGCGAGUUGCCAUUUAUUGCGACGAAACUGUUCCUCUAUUCGGUCCAAGUCUUCCCUGUCCACCGAUCUUCGACGAUCCCUAUCACUUGAGAGAAUUCCUUCUGGUCAAGUUGAUUAAUGGCGAGAAGGCGACAUUUAACACGCCAACAUUUUCUAGAAAAAGGGAGAGAACGUUGGACGCUUUAUUGCGCGACAUGUAUCAGGAACAUGCGCAAGAUGGGAAGAGCAACGUGAGUCUUCAGCGUGAUCUUCCAUUAAAUAGCAUGUUAAAUCGUCGUGCAUUUUCCGACGUUGUCGAAGGACCCGGUAGAAGACGAGAAGAAACAAGAGCAGUUGAAAUGGUACGUGUCGGUCAGGCUGUUAAAUUGGAAGCGAUAGUUCGCGGUCUGGCACCAACUUCUCUUGCUACGGUUGGUCCAUUAAAACCAAGACCUUGGGAACCGAGAUGUAUUUAUCCAGAUUUCCCACACGUCGUAAUUUGCGGUGACGUUUGGUCCGAAAAUAGGAUGAUACUUGCAUCGGAAAAUGGGACUUUUUUGAUCGAAGAGGGUCUCUCGCACAGAAUGAUUUUCGACGAGUCAGUUCCGAUCAAACAACUCGACGUUGUCGAACAACACGGUAUUCUUCUAUUUCGUGGAAUCGAUAAAGGGAAAGAAAGCGUUUACGUAUUUCGUUUGCGGGAAUUCGAUUACGAUUCGUCGUCGUUGAAUGCUAGGACAUACAAAUUUCCGGAAUUUUUUAACAAUCGCGACGAUUUGGAAGACGAUGUUGACGAACACGAGGAAGAACUCGAAGAAAACGGAGAACACGAGGAUGAUUAUUACAGGGACGGUGAAAUCGAAGAAGAGGAUACCGAUGCGAAUUAUCGUGAUCAUUUCAAAUUCAAAUCUUCUUUGCGUUUGCGAGGAAGGACACAACUGAGACCACCCGCGGUUAGAAGUCGUGCACAUAUUAAGGAUAGAAAAUUAACUCGUACUCGUGGUUGCCAUCUCUACAGUAUCACCAGGCAAGGUGGUUCGCACUUGCGAAUGUGUGCAGCGGUUGGACGACGUUUGACGGUCCUCCAAUGGAAACAUAACGCAGCUUGGACAACUUGGUGUUCUUCGACGGAUACCGAUACGAUCGAAGGUUUCUUGCUCCUCAAAGAAUUCACCGCGAGCGAAAGCCCAACCCUUAUUACGAUGAUCGAAAGUACAGAGAUCGGGAACGAAUGGUUGCUGUGUUGCGGUGCACGUCAUCAUUACGAACUUUUCACGGCGUCCGGUACUUCACGUAUAGUUCACGUUGAAACGAACAAACCGCAUAUCGUAGCAGCAAUUGAUCUGCGCGAGGACGAGGAACCUGAAUUAUUGUUAUGUUAUAACAAUAUGUGCCACUUCCAAAAGUGUUCGGAAGAGAGUACCGCGCCCACGGAUUUUGAUUUUAAAUGGAAUUCAGUACCAACAGCGAUAGCUUGUGCUUUUCCUUACGUGAUAGCAUUCACUGCUGAUACCAUGGAAAUUCGUUUGAUAAUAAAUGGAAAUCUUGUACAUACAAUUGCCAUGCCGAAUCUCUGUUUGAUAACUUCUAAAAGGGACAUAUUUUUUGCCACUACCGCACCGGAAUUUUUAUCUAGUAAAUGCGAACGUAUUAGAUUGGAUUCUAAACCUCCUGAGAAAGACGAACAAGGAAGUAGUCCACCACCGACAACGCAGUCUUCCUCUUCCUCUCGAUCAAAUUCACAAAACAAUCAUAGCGAUUGGAAGCCGAUCAGGAUCUAUCGAAUACCAUUACAAACACUCUCGCGAAAUCUAACAUCAAAUUGCAGCCAAAGAAGAUGUCCGAGCCCGACCGACCCAGAAAUCGUUUCCGCCCCUUUGACAGGCGGAGAAAAUAAUUUUUUAACCGUGGAAUCGCAAAGAAUCUUAAGCAGGUCUUGCAACAGCAGCCCGACGCCACCUAGUGGACCAGAAGAUUUGAUUCCUACUGUGUGUAGAAAAUAGAAAGAUAAAGAUAAUGAAAAAGAAUGAGAAAAAAAUGGGAAUUAACAGAGGACACGCUAACUUUCUCGCAAAUUAAUUCAUAAUUGCGUUGCCAUUUUUUUAUUGGAUUCGUACUAAAUAGUGCGAAUGGAUAAGUAGGUACCUGACGCUCGUGCCUCCACAGGAUUAAGAUUUAACACACACACAAGCAAACGUACGAUCCUGUCGUUGCUACGCUUCGCGAUAUAGGAAAUAUUUAAUACGUGUUACGAUCGAUCAAUUACUUUAUUCGUUUUAUCUUUUUUUUUUAUUUUUCAAUAGAUCUAAAUUUAUGAAAUAAAAUCUUCGAAAAAAUUUGGCUCAUUCAAAAAGUCCACCAAGUCGGUGCUCGGUCGAUAAUUUAAAAUAUCGACGAGUGUCAUCUAGCGGUGAUUCGUUCGUACUAACUUAACGAGUAAUACUCUGACGAUAAAACAACAUUGAUCAACCGCGUACAAAAAUGAAUUGGAAUUGGAAUAUAAAUAUAUUUCCGAUUAAAGAUCGAUCCGACACGUAUUUGAUGUUUCUUUUGCCUCCUUGAUAUGUAUUCUAUAUGGAUAGAUGCAUACCUUAUCUACUGGAUGACAGACAUACAGGAGAAAAGGUCGAUAACAUUAUGGUUCAUCGUAGAAGUUAGGGGUGAGUAAACGCCAAGAACCAAAAAAGGGUUCGAAAUAUACUAGGAAAUAAUCAUUUUUGCAGUCUCCUUCGAGAGCAUAAUAGCUUAAUUCGUUAAAAAAAAUAAAUAAAUAAAAAUCUUUUUAAUAGUUCCCGACGAGAGAUAAUACCAAAGCAUAAUCUUGAUUUGAGUAAUAGGCAUAAACUAAUGUUGUUUAAAAAGAAUCAUUUUUAUCUUCAUUAUUUUCUUACCAAAAUGCAUGCUUUUUCUGAUGACCACGUGUUAGGAAAACAAUUGCAAACAUUCGUAGUUCCAUACUCGUGGUCAUUUUUAAAAUCCAACCGGUGACACUGUACGCACCCGAGUAUGAUUGCGACAGUGGCGUAGGAAGAAUUGAAAAAGAUCUCUUUAUAUUAUAAAGUUCGUUUAUUUAAACUUUCUCCUUUUAUUCUUUCGUUGUCGAAGCCGAAUGAAAAUUUUGUUUGCGAAGUAUCGUUGCAGUACGUAGAUGAACGAUACGAAUACGAUGCGUGCAGUGAUGAAUUAUCGAUUAUUCACAAUUAUAACCAGCAUGUUCUGAGGAACUGUGACACGUAUUCGCGAUCGAAUUUCAUCGAUCGUAGAGCCACACAACGCGCUACAUGCGUGAAAUUCUGCAGAAGACGUAAUUCUGCAUACUCUUCCUUCCAUCCAUCCUUCCUUCCGUUCUUCCUUCCUUCCUUCGACGAGAGAGGGGACAACAGGCAGAAUAUAACGUGUGUGUAUAUACGAAAGCAUGAAAUAAAGUGUACCUUAUCGUUGCAACGUUUGCACCAAAAACUUA
Polistes canadensis is the source of this 4815-nucleotide messenger RNA. RefSeq names its product GTPase-activating Rap/Ran-GAP domain-like protein 3. Gene Ontology annotation, biological process: activation of GTPase activity; regulation of small GTPase mediated signal transduction. The transcript has 17 exons. Gene Ontology annotation, molecular function: GTPase activator activity. The coding region runs from base 287 to 3355 and encodes 1022 amino acids. The record is from RefSeq and is a predicted model, not a curated record. NCBI's taxonomy places the organism in Eukaryota, Metazoa, Arthropoda, Insecta, Hymenoptera, Vespidae. Gene Ontology annotation, cellular component: cytoplasm.